GCGGAGAUGGCGGCGCGUGCACACGACGUCGCCGCCCUCAGCCUCAAAGGCUCCUCCGCCGUCCUCAAUUUCCCUGAACUCGCCUCUGUUUUGCCACGUCCGGCGACUACUUCUCCGCACGACAUCCAGGCCGCUGCCGCAGAGGCCGCCGCGAUGUGUCAAACUCAAACGUCGCAUACGUCGGAGUCAUCAUGCGUUUCAAUGGCCGGGAUUGAGGGUCAAACGCAAAGGCAACCGCGACCGCUGCAGCAGUCACCGGCGGAGUCGUCUUCCUCUGCGGAGGAGACGUCAGACGAGCUGAGCGACAUGGCAGACUUGAGCGUGCAUUCACGCGCCGCCACGGUCAGUCUCGAUGGUCAAACGCAAACGCAACCAUGGGAGGAGUCGUCGUCAUCUUCAGCGGCGGAGUCAGAGGAGCUGAGUGAGAUUGUGGAGCUGCCGAACAUCGAAGGGAGUGGAAGCGUGCAAUCACGCGCUGAUGACGUGGCGGGUUUUGAGCCGUCGGAUUGGUUGGUCUAUCCUCCGGUACUUGACUUCUACGAUGAAUUCGUUGAGUUUGAUUUUGCGGAUUUAUGGAGCUUUCACACGGAACUUAUUAAUUCCUAAUUAAUGAUUAAUGAUAAAGGACACUGUAAUAUAAAGUUUUUUUUUUCAAGUUUAUAUCACUUAAUUUAUUUUUAAUAUCGUCCUUAAACUGCGUCUUACGUAGACAUGUAUACGUAGCAUUUGUAAUAUAUAGCAUAUCAUUUUGUAAAAUAUACUUUUAUAUCUGAAUUUUGGCAUGGUUAUGCAUGGCUCCCAUGACCAAUUCCGUA
Tarenaya hassleriana is the source of this 815-nucleotide messenger RNA. RefSeq names its product ethylene-responsive transcription factor ERF036. The transcript has a single exon. Lineage: Eukaryota; Viridiplantae; Streptophyta; Magnoliopsida; Brassicales; Cleomaceae. Gene Ontology annotation, molecular function: DNA-binding transcription factor activity. The record is from RefSeq and is a predicted model, not a curated record. Gene Ontology annotation, biological process: regulation of DNA-templated transcription. Bases 7 to 606 code for a protein of 199 amino acids.